GCCGCGAGGGAGAGAGAGAUAGAGAGGGGAGCGAAGGAGGCGGCGACCGGCGGCCAUGGAGGAGGCGCUGAUCCCCGACGACCGCACCUGGUACCGGUUCCUCCCCAUCCUCGCGUGGAUCGUCGCUGACGCUGAGGAGGCCCGCCACACGCUCGAGCAUGCGGCGGAUGAGCUCGAGCGCGCCGCCGCGGAGGCGAACCGCAUCGCCGACCUGGCCCACGGGGGCUCCGACCGGGCGGUCCUGGUCCUCCUCCGCCGCGACGUCCACCGCGUCCUCAACCUCGAGCGCGACCGGGUCGCUGACCUCCGCCGCGAGGCGCCCGACCUCGCCGCCGCCGCCGAGCCGGGGCCCCCCUAUCGACCGAACUCUGGCCUUCUGGUCAACGUAGGCCACGGACUGGAGCUUCUUCUCGGCACCGAGCCUUCCGAGGAUGCGAUACACUCCUUCUCUCUGCGGUGGGAGGACAAUCGUCACGUCUGGUAUCCGGAGUGGCUCGUCGGCGUGAGGAGGGAGGUGAGGCACGCGCUCCGCAGGCUGAACCGCGCGCGAGCCGAGCUAGAGCAUGUUUCCCUUGCAGUGGCCGAUUUUCUUGCGGUGGCUACUUCGCCGGAGGGAGCUGCCACGGCCGUCGAGGCAUGUGAGGCGACCGCCGAUGGGUAUGCCACCGCCGCUCAGCACGCCCGUCGGGCCGUGGCGAAUCUGGACAACGUCCUCAACAUCCUGCAAGGGCUGCGGGAUGACAUUCUUGAUGAUCCGCCACCGGGCCGCGUCAGAUACUUCUUCGGCUACGUCGACAACGCAGCCGGAGACGACGCCGCAGCCGGAGACUGACCGCCUGCUGCUAUGCUUCGUCCGCUCGAUCUUUUUGACACGAUAACUACAAACUUCUAAACCUUGAUGUGAUUGGCAUUGACUUGCAUAGCCAUCUGAAGCUGCCGUGGAGUAAAUUUUCGUCCGGCAUGCAUAUUGAUAAUAUCUACAGAACAGUUUUGGUGAGAUAGAUAGAGUUGCUUGAUAGACACUGUGACAUAUAUUGUUGGAAAAGUUGCGCUUGCUCGCUAUGCGAGAGGAGAACUCGAUGGAUUCGAUUGCACCGGUGAGUGUCAUGGUUAGAUGUUGAUUGUCAUCUUCAGUUCUGCUGAGAUGACUGGGAUUGUUAGCUAUAGGUUGGGUUGCGCGUUGCCCCGCUAUGCAUUCAUGUGUUGGUGAGACAAAAGUCUGCACUCUGCAGCAUACAUGGUUUGGUUAAUUGCGUCGAUCGCUAGCUAUGUGAUUGUUGUGAAAUGGUUGGACCGUCUAUCUUGUUAAAAGCAUAUCCAUCUGCAGUUCUGAUGAUAGCCAGCGUUGAUUAUAUGCUUAUAUCGAUCCGUGCCUCAGUUUGUUCGGUAAAAGACAACAGUAGUUUAUUUUGCACUGCUAGAUGAAACUACUCAUGGCUAGGAAAAAUCUGGGGAGGGAUGUCCAACCAAUUGUGUGUUGCGUUCUAAACUCAUGAUUAUUGGUUAGGUUGUCUUGGUUAUAUGGUACAUUUGCUCAACGUACGCAUGUGUUUUCUGUAGUACAUGGAAAUUGAUUAGGCAGAUCAUCUUUUGCAGCCUCAAACAUGCAUAUGAACCAUAGUUUUAAACAGCAAACUAUGCUAAAUAGCACCGGUCCGACAAAUCAGCUAUAGUGAGGGUAUGACAGGGCUAUAACCAGCUAAUUCAUAAGUUCACUGAAAAUUGUACAUGAAUACCAUCUAGCGGCACCAUGCUUGAACCGUUGUAAGGGGCUAUAGAGGAGCUAUUCAAAACUUUGAUAUGGACCCACGAUGCAGAUAGUCAAAUUGUCUGAUAUAUUAUUCUUAAAGUGAUCACAUAAUAUAUACAGUGCGUAGUGACCAUAGGUUGUAUAUAUAUCUUAUCAACUUCUAGGCCAUUCCCAUUUCAAAAGUGUCGUCUAUUUUCCUCCAAUCCUGUGUUGAUAUGCCUCGUUUUGUACUAAUGUGCUCUGUUUCUCCAGGGAAAAUGUUAGCUUGUACUGUACCUGAGAAGGCCGAGCAUAUGUGCGUUCAAGAUAAGGAUGACAGGUUACAUCGGGCUAAUAUGUUUUUUGGAGCGCAAAUCAUCUUGGAUUGACUGUAAAUCUUGUGCUCUAGAUACCAGGGAGCUUCGGAAAAAUUAUACUCAAUCCAAACAGGGACAUAGACUGCAUUUGGCACCGAAGUCAAUUAUGAUAUAGUUUAUCAAUUUUUACGUAUAAUUUAUUAUUUAUGUAUUGAUCAAUAUUUUAUUUCGUUUGAUGACUAUUUUUUGCAUGCCAGGUCAAGAAGCAUGUGCGGUACAAUGUACUCAGCAAUCGCGUAUUGAGUACUAGAGCAAUCGUCUAGGACACAGACAUUGGGUCAUCAAUCCGCAAGGCAUCUCCAUGGGAUCUCUAGUAGUUCCAGGAUAAAUGUCCCAAGAAUAUGAAGGAAACGAGGAGGCGAAAAGCUUAGUUGCUCAUCGUGCAUUCUAAUAUUAGCAUACUGAUAUAAUUGAAAUAGGUUGGUCUAGGUAUGAACAGUGUGACUUCUGUGGUUUCAAGGAAAUUGUGGACCAUUGGCUCUUUUGGUU
This is a messenger RNA of Triticum urartu, 2595 nucleotides long. RefSeq lists its product as uncharacterized. NCBI's taxonomy places the organism in Eukaryota, Viridiplantae, Streptophyta, Magnoliopsida, Poales, Poaceae. The record is from RefSeq and is a predicted model, not a curated record.